AUGUUCGCCCGCAGCCUCCGUCCCGCCGCGCGCAGCCUCCGCGUUGCCACUGCCGCGCCCCGCGCCGCCCCCUCUGUCGCCCGCUCGAUCCGCUUCAAAUCUUCCGAGGCCGGCCCGAACCAGGGCGCGACCGCGCCCACGGGCGGCAGCUCGGACGGCGCCCAGCUCCUCAUGGUGCUCGGUGCCGGAGCCGCGCUCGCUGUCGCUCUCAGCAUCACCGAGAAGCAGAGGAAGGACCGCACCGCCCCCAACCCCGACAGCAAGAAGGGCGAGGAGGAGAUCGAGGAGGAGGACGAGGUGCAGGAUGCCGACGAGGGACAGCCGGAGGAGGGUCCUAACGCCUCCGAGGUCAACGCGGCCAAGGACUUCGUGCACGAGGUGGACAUCCACCUUGACGCCUUGAUCGACAACGCCGAGCGCGCGCUCAAGGGCGACUACACGCCGAACCCGAACAGCAAGAUGGCGCCCGUGUCGCCCGAUGCCGAGGCGCAGGGCGCGUACAACGAGGAGACGGGCGAGAUCAACUGGGACUGCCCCUGUCUCGGCGGCAUGGCGACGGGCCCGUGUGGCGAGGAGUUCAAGGCCGCCUUCUCGUGCUUCGUCCACUCGACCCAGGAGCCCAAGGGCAUGGACUGCAUCGAGCAGUUCAAGGGCAUGCAGGAGUGCUUCCGCAAGCACCCCGAUGUCUAUGGCGAGGAGAUCGCCGACAUGGAUAACGAGGGACCGGCCUAA
Molecule: messenger RNA, 732 nt
Organism: Trichosporon asahii var. asahii CBS 2479
Lineage: Eukaryota; Fungi; Basidiomycota; Tremellomycetes; Trichosporonales; Trichosporonaceae
Product: CHCH domain-containing protein
Exons: 2
Coding region: 1-732 (243 amino acids)
Biological process (GO): protein import into mitochondrial intermembrane space
Cellular component (GO): mitochondrial intermembrane space
Molecular function (GO): protein-disulfide reductase activity
Source: RefSeq, a predicted model, not a curated record